AUGACAGUUGAAGAAUUAACUGAUGAGAUAAGUGCUAUUGAAGCAAUUUAUCCCGAAUCUGUAACCAAUUUAGGUCCUCAAUUAUAUACUUUUAAAAUACCAAAUCAUGAAUCAGUUAGUAUCCAAUUAAAUUUCCCAUUGACAUAUCCUGAAGAAAUCCCUCAAUUGUUACAAAUUAUAGUAGAGAAAACUACUCAAUCGUCAUCAUUUACUGAUAUUGCAUAUUUGGAAAAACACGUUGAUGAAAUAUUGCAAAAAGUGUUUGUGCCGGAACAAGUUGUAUUGUUUGAAUUAUUGACUGAAUUACAGGAGUUUUUUGAUCAAUACGUUGAAGAGCACCCUGAACCAGUGAUUGAAAAGAUAGAGGUAACGCCAACUAAUGAGAAACAAUCCAAACAAGCUACACCAAUUGAGCAGCAUGAUGAUGUGCAUCAAGAAUUGAAAGAUCCAACAAUUGAUUGGAUUCAGUCUGAUCCAAUAGUUGAUAGGGGUUCUACAUUCAUUGCAUAUGUUAGACAAGUGAAUACUCUACAAGAUGCUCAAGAGUAUUUAGAUGAUUUAUUAACAGAUAAGAAAAUAGCCAAGGCGACUCAUAAUAUAUCUAGUUGGAGAAUAAAAAUGGAGAAUGGAGUUACAUUCCAAGAUUGUGAUGAUGAUGGAGAAACUGCCGCUGGAGGUAGAUUACUACAUUUGCUACAAAUGAUGGAUGUAUGGAAUGUUAUAGUUGUGGUUAGUCGGUGGUUUGGGGGAACUCAUCUUGGACCAGACAGAUUCAAACAUAUAAAUUCUGCUGCAAGGGAAGCAAUUAUUAAAGGGAACUUUAUUGUUGAUGCAAAUGAUAAUACGAAUGGUAGUACCAAGACUACUAAUGCAAAGAAAAAGAAAAAAUGA
This is a messenger RNA of Candida albicans SC5314, 891 nucleotides long. RefSeq lists its product as uncharacterized. Lineage: Eukaryota; Fungi; Ascomycota; Pichiomycetes; Serinales; Debaryomycetaceae. The record is from RefSeq and is a predicted model, not a curated record. Gene Ontology annotation, cellular component: cytoplasm. The coding region runs from base 1 to 891 and encodes 296 amino acids. Gene Ontology annotation, biological process: regulation of translational initiation. The transcript is spliced from 2 exons. Gene Ontology annotation, molecular function: protein binding.